Lotus japonicus is the source of this 4295-nucleotide messenger RNA. RefSeq names its product mediator of RNA polymerase II transcription subunit 15a-like. The record is from RefSeq and is a predicted model, not a curated record. The coding region runs from base 270 to 4136 and encodes 1288 amino acids. Gene Ontology annotation, biological process: regulation of DNA-templated transcription. NCBI's taxonomy places the organism in Eukaryota, Viridiplantae, Streptophyta, Magnoliopsida, Fabales, Fabaceae. The transcript has 12 exons. Gene Ontology annotation, molecular function: chromatin DNA binding; transcription coactivator activity.
UUGGUGCUGACGCAACAACAACGCUAGACUUCACUCUGGAGAGUGCAAGCAAACACACACACACACACACACAAACUCUUCUGAUUCUCAAAUAACAAGAGCGUUGGAAUGCAAAUUGCAAUGCACAAUCGAUUCAAUUUUGAUUUCUGAAUUCCGAGAAUUCCGCUGCUGAAUCCUCAAUCUCACUCUGCUUCCGUCGCGGAGGCGCGCGCCACCGGACGCCGAGUCCUCUCUCCGCCUUCGUCGACAACGACGUUAAUUUUAAUUUGAUGGAUUCCAAUAACUGGAGACCUAAUCAGGGUACUGAACCCGCUAUCGCCGCGGGUGAUUGGAGAGCUGAACUCCCACCUGAUUCACGACUAAGAGUUGUCAACAAAAUAAUGGAAACAUUACAAAAACAUCUUCCGCCUAAUAAUUCUACGAGACCAGAUGAACUUCGAGAUGUUGCUCAAAGGUUUGAAGAGAAGAUUUUUACUGGUGCAACAAGCCAGAAUGAUUAUCUACGGAAAAUUUCUAUGAAGAUGCUUACAAUGGAGACUAGAUCCCAAAAUGCCAUGGCCAAUAAUAUGCCAUCUAAUCAAGUUGGCUCUAGCAGUAACCCUCCUGAUCAAGGACUCAUUUUGCAGCAUCAAGUUCAUAAUCCAGGGCAGCAACAUUCUAUUCCUUUGCCUAGUCAGGCCCAUCAACAUCAGGAGCUUUUAUCUCAAAACAUUCAGAAUACCGUUGCACCUCAACCUAACCUUCCACCAAUAUCUAGCCUAGCCCAAACUUCCAGCCAAAAUAUUGGUCAGAAUUCCAACGUACAGAAUAUACCUGUUCAAAAUUCAGUUGGUAGCAGCGCUAUUAUAGGCCAGAAUUCCAACAUACAAAAUAUGUUUUCUGGUUCUCAGAGGCAAAUUGCAGGCGGGCAGCAGGUUGUUCCCCAACAGAAAGCGCAGAAUCCACAACAGUAUAUCUACCAACAGCAUCAGAUUUUUAACCAUAAGCUCCAGCUGCAGUCUCAGCCACACCCCCAACAACAGCAGAACCUUCUGCAAUCAAAUAAGCAAUCUAUUAUGCAGCCUUCCAUGAUGCAAACAUCUCUCCCCAGCCUUCCACAGAAUCAACAAUCUAAUAAUGUUCAACAGUCAACACAGUCCAUGCUUCAGCAACAAGUUUUCAGGCAUCAGCAACAACAGGCUUCUACUGUUCAUCAGCAACAAACAUCAAUGACUCCACAACCGAUCUUGCCUGUGCAGCAGCAGCAGCAACAGCUUAUGGGGCCUCAGUCAAUUGCAACAAACUUGCAACAACAAGCUCAGAUGUUUGGACCACAGAGCAAUGUUGGGGACAUACAGCAACCACAGAGGUUACUUUCACAGCAGAAUAAUGUUACAAAUUUGCAACAACGCCAGCAACAUAAACAGUUAAUAAAUCAGCAAAACAAUCUGACAAGUAUACAUCAGCAGCAGCUAGGAAAUAAUGUCCCUGGGUUACGGCAGCAACAGCUGCUUGGACCUGAAUCUGGAAACCCAGGCAUGCAAACAAGCCAUCACUCUGUACACACAGUACAGCAACCAAAGGUCCCAAUGCAGCAACAAUCACAACAAAAUGCAUUGCCAUCUCAUGGGCAGCAAUCACAGCCACAGGCUUCAGCGCAGCAAUUAAUGCCACAGAUGCAACAGCAAUUGGGUCUGCAGCCGCAGCCAAAUCACUUACGAGAGAUACAGCAAAGACUUCAAGCAUCAGGGUCUUUACUUCAGCAAAAUGCUUCUGAUCAAAAUAAAAAAUUAUAUGAAUCUCAAAGAGCUCUUCCAGAAUCAUCAACAACUUCUUUGGAUUCGACAGCACAGAUUGCACAGCCAAGUGGGGCUGAUUGGCAAGAAGAAGUGUACCAAAAGAUCCAAACCAUGAAAGAAAAUUACUUCACAGAUGUGAGCGAAUUGUACCAGAAAGUUGCUUUGAGACUUCAGCAGCAUGACUCUCUUCUCCAACAACCGAGCUCAGAUCAGAAUCAGAUUGAAAGACUGAGGAGAUAUAAAAUGAUGUUGGAGCAUUUUAUGACAAUCCUACAGAUUUCCAAGAACAGUAUUUCACCUAGUAUGAGGGGUAAAACAGAUUCAUAUGAGAAGCAGAUUGUAAGUAUCCUCAGUCAACUUAGGCCUAGGAAAGGCAUGCCUUUGCUGCAGUCCGGACAGCUUCCCUCAACUCAUAUGCCUUCCAUGCCACAGCCACAGUCCCAAGUUACACAAGCACAGCCUCAUGAUAAUCAAAUAAACUCUCAGUUGCAGCCAUCAAAUAGACAAGGCUCUGUAGCAACAACACAGCAGAAUAAUAUUUCUGAUUUGCAGCACAACUCAAUAUCUGGUGCAUCAACCGCACAGCAGAGUAUGAUGAAUUCGAUGCGACCUGGUACUAAUUUAGAUUCUGUGCAAGGAAAUUAUGUUAACUCCCUGCAGCAGGUUCCAGUGAGCUCCCUUCAACAGAACCCUGUUAGUACUCCUCAACAAAAUAACUUCAAUUCCUUACCAUCACAAGGUGGGGUAAAUGUUAUCCAACCGAAUUCAAAUACCCUUCAGUCAGGUUCCAGUAUGCUUCAAUACCAACUGAAACAACAACAGGAACAGCAAAUGACGAUUCCACAGCUCAAACAACAAUAUCAGCAGCAACAGUUGAUGCAGAGGCAGCAGAUCCUACAGCAGCAGCAGCAACUACACCAGCAGCCUGCAAAGCAACAGAUGUCUGCACAAUUGCAGUCACAUCAAAUGACUCAGCUUCACCAAAUGAAUGAUAUGAAAAUGCGACAAGGAAUGGGUUUCAAGCAAGGGGUCUUUCAACAACAUCUUACCUCUGGUCAACAACACUCAGCUUAUUCCCAUCAAAAGUUGAAACAAGGGAGUUCGUUUUCUGCUUCUUCACCCCAACACCUUCAGGCUGCAUCUCCUCAGAUUUCACAACAUUCAUCUCCACAGGUUGACCAACAAAAUAAUCUUCCGUCUCUAACAAAAGUUGCAACUCCUCUACAAUCUUCUAAUUCACCUUUUGUGGCCCCUACUCCUUCACCCCCUAUGGCUCCAUCACCUAUGCCAGCUGAACCUGAGAAGCCCAUUUCUGGUCUUUCGUCAGUAUCAAAUGCUGCAAAUGUUGGAUAUCAACAAACAGGCAGUGCAGCAGCACAAGCACAUUCCCUUGCCAUUGGGACGCCGGGGAUAUCCGCCUCUCCUUUGUUGGCAGAAUUCAGUGGUCCAGAUGGUGCUCCUGUUAAUGCUUUAGCAGCUACUCCUGAGAAGUCAACUACAGAGCAGCCUCUUGAGCGCCUAAUUAGAGCGGUGAAAUCAAUGUCAACUGCAACAUUGACUGCUGCUGUCAAUGAUAUUGGUUCAGUUGUCAGUAUGAAUGAUAGGAUAGCAGUAUCAUCUCCAGGUAAUGGAUCCAGAGCAGCUGUUGGUGAGGAUUUGGCUUCCUUGAUUAACUGUUGUGUUCGGGCUGGAAAUUUUAUUACUCAAGAUGAUAACAAUGGAAUUAAGAGGAUGAAGCGCUGCACCGAGGCUGUACCCUUGAAUGUUGUAUCAUCUUCUUGUAGCAUGAAUGAUAGUGUCAAGCAGUUAAGUGCUUCAGAGGCUUCUGAUCAAGAGUCAACUGCAACAUCAAGUAUCAAGAAGUUGAAGGUUGAGGUGAAUCAUGCACUUCUGGAAGAGCUAAGGAAAAUUAAUAACCGACUCAUUGACACUGUAGUAGACAUAAGUGAUGAAGAUGCUGAUCAAACUGCAGUUGCUGAAGGGGCAGAAGGAACUGUCAUCAAGUGUUCUUUUACUCCUGUGGCUUUUAGUCCGACCUUGAAAUCCCAAUAUGCUUCAGGGCAGAUGUCAACUAUUCAGCCCCUGCGUUUGCUGAUUCCGCCAAAUUAUCCAAAUUGUUCUCCCAUACUUCUUGAUCAGUUUUCAUUUGAAUCCAGUGGGGAGAAUGGAGAUCUUUCAGUGAAGGCAAAGCUAAGGUUUAGCAUAUCCUUACGUAGUUUAUCGGAACCGAUGUCCCUUGGGGAGAUAGUGAGGACUUGGGAUGCUUGCGCUCGCAGUGUUAUCUCUGAGUAUGCACAACAGAGAGGUGGGGGAAGCUUCAGCUCUAGGUAUGGAAGCUGGGAUGCUGUUUCAUGCUGACCUAGUUUUGGCCUAGAAGUCCUUGAACAUUCUGUUUUUAUUUAUAUGAACAGUUAGAUAAAAACCUUUUUAUGAAGUAACAUGCCAUGGAGUUUUUCCAAUUUAUACUCCGUGGCAUAUCUUUAUAUUUAUCAAAGGUAAUACUGGAUUUAAUGGUUA